AUGGAACGUAAGCUCCAACUGGACAAAUUAGAAUGCCUUAGAUUGGAAGCAUAUGAGAAUGCUCAAUUCUACAAGGAAAAAGCUAAGGCAUUCCAUGACCAAAAUAUUAGGAGGAAGAACUUUAAGAUAGGUGACGAAGUACUUGUGUACAAUUCAAGGUUGCGCUUUAUGCCUGGUAAAUUGAGAUCUAGAUGGGAUGGACCGUUUAGAGUGGUAGAUGUCAAGCCUUAUGUGGUGGUGGAGGUAAUGCAACCUACAAAUGGGGUCAAGUUCAAGGUUAAUAGUCAUAGAGUGAAGCUUUAUCAUGCUCAACCCAAGAAUGCCAAUGAGUUGGAGAUUUUCCUCUUUGGGGAAGUUCCUAAGUGA
Molecule: messenger RNA, 366 nt
Organism: Arachis duranensis
Lineage: Eukaryota; Viridiplantae; Streptophyta; Magnoliopsida; Fabales; Fabaceae
Exons: 1
Coding region: 1-366 (121 amino acids)
Source: RefSeq, a predicted model, not a curated record